AUGGCCAUGGCCACCUUCUCUGGCUCAGCCCCCCUCCCCUCCUUGCCCUGCAGGAUCGGGCCCUGCUCCCCUCAAGCAGUUGCUGGCCUAUUCCAGGGCGAGUCCCACUCCAAUCCUGGCCCUCCAGGCCUGGGCUCCCCUCCCCUCCUCACCCUCCAGGCCUCGGCCCAUCUCCUCAUGCUGCCCUCCAGGGCCAAGUCCUACUCCCCACACUGCCCUCCAGGCCCAGGCCCCGCUUCCCUCACCACACUCCAAGGCUGGGCCCUGCUCCCGACCUUGCAAUCCAAGAUCAGACCCCUCCUCACCCUUCAGGGCCUGGGCCCUGCUCCGCACACUGCUCUCCAGGGCCAUGCCCCGCUCCCCUCCUCCUCCUCAAGGGCCUGGGCUGCUGUGCUCGCUGCCCUCCAGGGCCAGACUCCAAACCCCUCCUCACCCUCCAGGGCCUUGACCCAUUCCCCUCCUAGCCCCCAGGGCCAGUGCCUCUUCUCCUCCUCACCCUCCAAGGUCAGGUUCUGCUCCCCUCCUUGCCCUCCAGGUCCUGGCCCCACUCCCCACGCUGCUCUGCAGGGCCGGGCCCCACUGCCUUUAACACCCUCCAGGGCCAAGCCCUGUACCCCUCCUUACCCUCCAGGGCUUGGGCAAGGCUCCUCACGCUGCCCUCCAAGGCUGGGCCCCACUACCCUCAACACCCUCCAGGACCAGACCCUGCUCCACUCCUCGAGCUCCAGGGCAAGACACCGCUCGCCUCCUCGCCCUGCAGGGCCGGGCCUGCUCCCCUCCCCGCCCCCCAGAGCCAGGUCCUGCUCCCGUCAGGUGCGUCCCUGGUCUCCAUCCAGGGCCAGACCCGCUCCCUUCUUGCCUGUCAUGGCCUUGGCCCGGCUCCCAUUGCUGCCUACCAGGGCCAGGCCCCGCUCCCCUCCUCACCCUCCAUGGCCAGGCCUCGCUCCCUCCUUGCCUUCCAGUGCCAAUGCCUGCUCCCCUCCUCGGCCUCCAGAGCCAGGUCCUGCUCCCCUUAGAUUGUUCCUGGCCUCCGUCCAGGGCUACACCCUGUUCCCCACUUGCCUUUCAUGGCCUGGGCCUGACUCUCAAUUCUGCCCUCUAGGGCUUUCCCCGCUGCCCUCCUCGCCCUCCAGUGCUGGGCCCUGCUCCACUCCUCGCCCACCAGUGCCAGUGCCUGCUCCCCUCCUCGCCCUCCAGGGCCUGGGCCCCCUCCCAUCACAGCCCUCCAUGGCCGUCCCUCUGCCCUCAACGCCCUCUAGAACCUGA
Messenger RNA from Oryctolagus cuniculus (rabbit), 1266 nucleotides. The record is from RefSeq and is a predicted model, not a curated record. Lineage: Eukaryota; Metazoa; Chordata; Mammalia; Lagomorpha; Leporidae.